GACCUGAGUGCAGCCGGACGGCAUGUGCUGAGUCAUUUACACAUGAUCCUGAUGAAAAUAAUCCCUUCAUAUAUAAUAUGUACAUAUACUGUAUAUUAGUUAUUUGGGUUCUAAACGCAAAGAUAUUCAGGAGUUAAGAUAUUUAAACUUUUUGAGAAGAGACUUUUUUGAGUUGGAAGUUGGACGACCUCUUGACACUGAAGCGUCGGACGUCUUGUCGCCAUCUGGAGAGUGGUGCAUCUUGGGUAGUGUAGGCUAACAGCAGCCUGAUGAAGCCCUGUGUGAAUCUUACAGGUGAUAAACAUGUGAGCUGACUCACCGUUGGGCAGAGGCACGGGGACGCUCGGCUGCUCCUGGCGUCCUCUCUGGAUUCGUAACGUCGCCCACUAGGAACACACGUGACCUCGGACAUUUAGACUGAACACACACGCUCGGUAAAGAUGAAGACGACAAAGUGUCUGAAUGUAAAAACACGACAACAGACAGGAAGCUGAGAGUGGACUGGGCUUCACGUUACCUCCAGGAUCUUGACCAGGAUCUGGAUGUAGACGCUGGUGACGCCCAGCGAGAGGCCGCACAUGGCCGGCAGCAUGAUGAAGAAAACCACCACGAACAUCCAGGCCUGGAACACGCCCACAGCCACGGGCCAGAGGUCGUCCAUCACCACAGGAGGUCACUGAUCUGCGGCUCCGAGGUCACGUCAUCGUCUCACACUGAAACACAAUAGAUGGACUGAGCCGAUUCUCCAGGGGAUGAAUCCUGAAGCAUUUUCAUCUAGCGCCACCAUCAGGUCAAACUUUGAAUCGUUCGAUACUGAAAUUCCUCAUCAGCUGUUAAGUCCCUGAAACUUUUAAAUAUUGAAUCAUUGUCUGUUUCUGUUUAUUUGAUUUUAAAGUAUUUCUGAAGGAGAAUCAAACACAAACAAACGAUUUAUUUUUACAAACUAAAUAAUUCACACAGAACUGGAGGAUUUUUCUUCAAAUGACUAAACACAAAUAUUUUCACAUGAGAAGCUGAAAAGUGACUUAAAAAAACCUCUGCUCACAUAUUCAUCAAUAAUAAAACAAUAAUUAAACAGAAUAUGAAGUAUAACAAAGUUAAUAAACAGUACUUUUACCUUUUGUUGGCACUUCUACAGGAUUUUAACUUUAUUAUAUAACGGUAUUUGUACUUUAAUCUUAGAGAAUAGUUCUCUGUGUUCAGAGUUCUCUGUAACACGUUAAGUACUUAAACUUUAAAUAAUAGAAGUACUUACGUAACACGAAGUGAAGAGUACUCGCUCCAGCUGCCCUGUACUCGAGUAGAAGUACUCGAGUAGAUGUUCAGUCUGACGGUGAAGAUGAGAUUAAACCGAACGAACUGAUUUAAACUGAUAAACAAGAGAAACAACACGAACUAAAUCACGUGAUUUAUUUAUUUACCUUUUUUCAGACGAGAGGAGAAAAAACUAACUGCUGGUCCUCUGCGACAGACCACGCCCCCUGCUGCUGCGUCACCCUGACGUGCUGACGUAGACUCCCUGCGCUGCCGUGACGCUCGCUAAAUCAGGAGGGACUGGUCCUGGGUCAGAGCAGCGUUGAGGAGCAGGUGACCAUCAGUGACUCUCAGCCUGAUCACAUCCACAUCGAGGAGAUCUACAAUGUUCAGAAGCACAUGACGUGUCCCAGGCUGAGCAGUUUUUACAACAGUGUUGGAGACGUGAACAUGGAGGAGCUACACAAAGUCCUUGCAAACAACAAGCAGGAGGACGUGAUUGGCUGGUACAGACAGAGACGGAACUCAGAUCAACGGAUGACGUUCAGAGAAAAGAUCGUCCACGAGAACCUGAAGACGUGUCUGUCCAACCCUCACAUGCUGUUUGUGCUGCUGACGCCCAGCAAGCUGACGUCUGCGGGCGCCACCCACCGGACGGAGUACGCCGCCUUCAUCUCCCGCAGCAGGACGUUCCUCAACGUUCGCGUCCUGGUCACUAACCUGGGUUUACUGGAGCAGCUGGCGUACUGGAAGAUGUCCACUUCCUGUUCAGCAGCAGGUUAUAACCUCACCAUGAAGAAACACGGGUCGAAUUUCUUCUCCUCCAACGGGCUCCUGAGGGAAGUCAAUGAAGUGAAUAAAAUGAACGACUCUCUGCAGGUGGAGCUGCAGAAAGCGUGCAGAGACGUGGAGGAGAGCGAGAGUCUGCUGGAGGAGCUGCAGGCCGAGGUCUCAGCGCUGAGGAGGAGAGUCCGGGAGAAGCAGCAGAACGAAGCGGGAAAAGAAACCGUCAGCGAUCCGUCUGAGCACAGGAACAACCUGCUGCUCCGCGAGGCGCUCACCGCUCUGUUCGCCAGCUCGCCUCUCUUCCACACACAGACUCUGACUCUGGAGGCGUUUCCUGUUCCUGUCGUCUGCGGCGCCAAACACGAUGAACACGUUUCCACGAUCUCAAAGUGCAACGCUCCCGACUCCAGAGAGACGAACUGUCGGAAGAGGCCGAGAGCGGAAACACAGGAGCAGCAGGUCCUGACUGGAGCACACGCCUGGUUCUAAUGGUCACAUGACUCUGAUGUCACGUUUGGAAGCAGCUGAUUGGAUCCUGACAAUGAACAGUUUGAUUUGUUGAGUCUAACACGCUGAAAUGUUCAUUGUAAAGAGAAACUAUUGUAUUAUUAUACUGUAAACAUUUUAAAGGUUCAGGUUACUCGGUUAAUUUUUUCUAAAUACAUUUGUUAACAUAAUGAAAAUGUGUUAUUACACAGUUUUUAAACUUCACAUUGGUUCAGUUUGUUCAAUGUGAAGAAAACAUCUUGAGGUGAACGACAACAAACUGACGACAAAAGACUCAUAAUUAACAGGUUUUAAUUCACAAAUGACACAAACGCACAUAAACACACACUCAUACAGACACGGGUCCGUCCCCUAAUGCAGAUGUUUGAUGCCACAGAUGUUGGGAUCCUUCAUGAACUGUGGGUGUUUGUGAGUCACCGACAUGAAACCUGCAGGAAAGAGUCGAGUGAAUUAAAUCUGAGAAGCUUUA
Pleuronectes platessa (European plaice) is the source of this 3016-nucleotide messenger RNA. It is a transcript of the gene abraxas1, whose product is annotated as abraxas 1, BRCA1 A complex subunit. Gene Ontology annotation, biological process: mitotic spindle assembly; protein K63-linked deubiquitination; attachment of spindle microtubules to kinetochore. The transcript is spliced from 9 exons. Gene Ontology annotation, molecular function: polyubiquitin modification-dependent protein binding; microtubule binding. NCBI's taxonomy places the organism in Eukaryota, Metazoa, Chordata, Actinopteri, Pleuronectiformes, Pleuronectidae. The coding region runs from base 1654 to 2529 and encodes 291 amino acids. The record is from RefSeq and is a predicted model, not a curated record. Gene Ontology annotation, cellular component: nucleus.